CUGCUCAAAAACCAAACUCACUGACUGAUCAGAGAUGGCUCUGUCUGCAAUCAUACUGCUGAUAUCUACUGGAGCUGUAUCUGCAACAACAUCGUCCCAUCAGUUCCACUACAUCUACUCAUGCUAUGAAUCCAACGAUGUUCGAGUGGACGUCGUUGUUGAUGAUGUUGUCAUUGCAUAUGCUGAUUUCAACAAGGGAGAGAUGGUGAUGGCGGUACCCAAGCUCCCACAGUCUGUAAAGGAGUGGAAGAAACGGGCUUAUGAAAUUGCUAAAACCAGCAUUGCACACUGUCACAGCAGUUUGUUUACAGCAAAAGGAGCUGAUCCCGGUUCUCCCAUGAGGCAAGAGGCUCCAGACAGCUUUGUCUAUACUCGGUAUGGGGGGGAGGAAGAUGUCUUCAACACUCUCUACUGUCUGGCCAACCACUUCUACCCGGCCACCAUCAACUUCACAUGGGCCAAAAAUGGGGUGGAGGUCACAGAGGGGGUAUUCAACCUGCGUUACCAACACAAUGCUGAUGGGACAUUCCACAGAAUUUCAACACUGACUUUUACUCCUCAAGAGGGAGACGUUUACUCCUGCAAGGUGGAACAUCAGGCCUUACAGCAGCCUCUGACCAAGACCUGGGAGCUGAAGGAGAAGAAGAAGAGGAGCAGUGUGAGUCCUGCAGCUGUAUUCUUCAUCGUGAGCCUCGUAUUGUGCCUGAUGGGAAUCGCAACCGGAGUCUUCUUUUUUAACAAGCAGCCAGAUUAAUGCCUUCCAUUUUGGGAUUUUACUGGGAGAGGUUCAGCGCAAAGACAUGGUUUGGUCUCCAUGCUAAAGGUGCUUUCAGAGCAAAACACAAUCAAUACCAUGACUGAAUUAAAAUCAAACACAUUAUAUAGAAGGCUUCUGUGAACCACCAGAUUCGUGUUGUCAGUAAAUCACAGUUUGUUAUGAAUUCAGUGACUGAAUUUGUGUUUUAUACACUUGAAUGAUGUGUCAUUUAUUUUGAUGUUACAUAAAAAAAUCACACGUUG
Acanthochromis polyacanthus (spiny chromis) is the source of this 1020-nucleotide messenger RNA. RefSeq names its product H-2 class II histocompatibility antigen, I-E alpha chain-like. Gene Ontology annotation, molecular function: MHC class II protein complex binding. Gene Ontology annotation, biological process: positive regulation of T cell activation; peptide antigen assembly with MHC class II protein complex; immunoglobulin production involved in immunoglobulin-mediated immune response. The transcript is spliced from 4 exons. NCBI's taxonomy places the organism in Eukaryota, Metazoa, Chordata, Actinopteri, Pomacentridae. The record is from RefSeq and is a predicted model, not a curated record. Gene Ontology annotation, cellular component: membrane; MHC class II protein complex. Bases 35 to 754 code for a protein of 239 amino acids.